Drosophila ficusphila is the source of this 1763-nucleotide messenger RNA. RefSeq names its product leucine-rich repeat-containing protein 9. Gene Ontology annotation, molecular function: protein binding. NCBI's taxonomy places the organism in Eukaryota, Metazoa, Arthropoda, Insecta, Diptera, Drosophilidae. The record is from RefSeq and is a predicted model, not a curated record.
UUUUGAGGAGAGAUUGGGUGAAAGUCAGUUUGUGUGUGGUUGUAACGUAGUAACGGGACGAAAAGAGAGCGCGAGAGCUUUAAGGACAAUGACGUCAACAGCAUCUAUAAAAACGUGAGAGCUGAGAUGGGAUUUUAUUUGCAACACCUGAACCCACACUUUAAAGCCAGCUGCUCUGCACUGCGAGAAAAGGUCCUGUGACUUUAAGCAGUUUGGAAAUAAAUUUGGAUAUAGAGAGCUCGAUAAAUGGAUAAUAGUGACUUAUAAAUUAAAAUUGUUGUACACUUCUGUACGCCCAUUUCCAUCACUGAGCGUUGCCCUGGAAACCUUCGAUGUGUUAUGUCAAUAAAGGCAGUCAAAAUACAGCCGGUCCUUAAAAAGAAGUUGAGCAGAAAACAAGCGAAGGAUCAUAGAAAUGCCGCUGCUGGAGGCUCCUGCCGAGUACCUGGACUCGUCGCCGGAUCACUCCCUGCAGGCGGAGCUGCCCGUCCUCCUGGCUCCUCCGGGUCCGGCGGCCUUGGCCCAGGUCCGGAUGCCGCCGCCUGAGGUGCGCCUCAACCAGCAGAAUCCCGCCCAGCAGCAGCAGCUCCCAAGGGUGCAGCUCAACCGCAGGCUGCUGGUCCGCCGGAACUCCUUCGAUCGGGAUGUCCCCGUUACCGAGGAGACCCAGCACCUGCCGGCCUUCGUCCACUUGCUGCCCGUGGUGCUGCCCCAACAGGCGCCGGAACCCACAUUGGAUGAGUUACUGCGCCGCGUGACACAGCGCACGGAUCUGGAGGCGGUGGAGUCGGUGCGCCUGCGCGUCAUCUCCUACACGAUCAGCCUGUCCCGCCUGUCGCUCUUCCUGCCGCGUCUCCAGAGCCUCGACCUGAGUGGCAGUGUGCUGAGCUCGCUGCGGGACCUCGGCUACGGACUGCUCCAGCUGACCCGGCUGGACAUCAGCAACUGCGGCCUGAACAGCUUCGACGGGACCAGCGGACUCCCUGCCAUCCGGGUGCUCGUAGCCGAUGGCAAUAUGAUCCAGCGCGUGGAUCCGCUGGCGGAACUGGCUCACCUGCGAGUCCUGCGGGCCCGGAACAACCGGAUCAGCGAGCUGGGGCUGCUCUCCUUCCUGGGCAUGUGUCCGCAGCUGCAGGAGGUGGAGCUGCAGGGGAACCCGGUCUGCCGGCUGCCCCUCUACCGAUCGCUCCUCGCCCGCAGUGUGCCCACUUUGCGGCUGCUGGAUGGAAGGGUGCUGAACUCCCCGACGGAGCUGGAGGAGCCUCCGUCGCAGUCGUCCAGCGAUCUGGAGUCUGGCUCCGAGGCGAUGCCCCAGCGACCGGCCACCGCACCAGCUCCUGUUCCAGAUCCCGAUCCCGAUCCCGUUUCCAUUCAGAUCAGCCGGAAUCCUGGCAUCCGGCGGCAAAUGUCCGCCAGUUCCGCCUCCACGCCGGUGGCCGGAAGUGUUCUGGGUCUGGUGCGGCAGCGGAGGCGACGCAGUGGCCACGCCUGGGUGAGCUCCUCCUCCUCCUCCUCCGGCUCUGCCUCCAGCGGUUCGUCGUUCGCCUCGUCGGCCAGGUCCACCAGGGCUCCCUCGAUGAGCUCCUGCUCCUCCAACAGCAGCCUCGAUGUCCACUCGUCCAAUUACGCUUUUAGCGCGCAGUCAACAUUGGAUUAAGAUGAACUGUCUCCCGGAUUCAAUCUUUAUCAAGGCACUCCAACGCAAUAUCCACAAAGAUACUAAAGUUGGUAAUAAAUGGAGAUGGUUCUCAAGUUUGUUUCAA